CAUUCAUGAAGCAAACUGCGAGUUGGAUCCUGCGCUGUUUGCUCACUAUUACAUUGGACAAUGCUGCGAGUCAGAUGUCUCAGAGGAGGUAGCAGGGGGGCCGAGGCUGCCCAUCUGAUCGGAGCCAUGCUUGGCCGGGCCGUGACUGGGUGGGUGCAGAGGGCCUUCCAGAGCACUUCGAGUGCAGCAGCUGCACAGUCACAGCGUGCAAUCGAAGAGGAACAUGUUACUGAGCCUAUGCUGCAGGAAUGUCCUGUCUGCAGCUACAAUGAAUGGGACCCUCUCGAGGAGGUGAUCGUGGGCCGUGCUGAAAAUGCCCGUGUGCCUCCCUUCACUGUGGAAGUGAAAGCGAACACAUAUGAGAAGAACUGGCCCUUCUAUCAGAAGUAUGGGGGCCAAUCUUUUCCUGACGACCACUUGAAGAAAGCUGUUAAAGAGAUUGAAGAAAUGUGCAAUAUUCUGCAUCAUGAGGGCGUCACUGUGAGGAGGCCAGAACCCAUCGACUGGUCCCUGGAAUACAAAACUCCAGACUUCAUAUCAUCAGGAAUGUAUGCUGCCAUGCCCAGAGACAUCCUUAUGGUUGUGGGAAAUGAGAUUAUUGAGGCUCCUAUGGCCUGGAGGGCUCGCUUCUUCGAGUACAGAGCCUACAGACCUUUGAUCAAGGAGUACUUCAGAAAAGGCGCUAAAUGGACCACUGCUCCUAAACCCACUAUGGCUAAUGAACUGUACGAUCAGGACUACCCCAUGCACACAGUGGAGGACAGACACAAGCUGGCCGCCCAGGGGAAGUUCGUGACCACAGAGCACGAACCCUGCUUCGAUGCUGCUGAUUUCAUCCGAGCUGGGAGGGAUCUUUUUGUCCAAAGGAGUCAGGUUACAAAUUACAUGGGAAUCGAAUGGAUGCGUCGCCAUCUGGCCCCAGAUUACAACAUCCACAUAAUCUCAUUCAAGGACCCCAACCCCAUGCACAUCGAUGCCACUUUUAACAUCAUCGGGCCAGGACUGGUGCUGUCAAACCCUGAUCGUCCAUGUCACCAGAUUGACAUGUUCAAGAAGGCUGGUUGGACUGUUGUGAAACCUCCGACACCUCUGAUUCCUGAUGACCACCCACUGUGGAUGUCUUCCAAAUGGCUGUCCAUGAAUGUCCUGAUGUUGGAUGAGAAGCGCGUUAUGGUUGAUGCCAAUGAAGAGACCAUUCAAAAAAUGUUUGAGAAUCUUGGUAUCAAGACCAUAAAGGUGAACAUUCGUCAUGCCAAUUCACUGGGUGGUGGCUUCCACUGCUGGACAACCGAUGUCCGCCGCCGUGGUACCCUGCAGUCCUACUUCCACUAGCCAUGCCAGAAAUAGGCAGUUUUUAUUGAGCUUUAAAGAUUUAAGCCUCAGUCCCAAAUCUUAAUACCACUGUAAUAGUCAAUUCUUUAUUGUCAGUGAAUCAUGUAUGUACACACAGGUUAAUGAAGGGUGCCGCUUUGUGAUACAGCAAUCUUCAGUUGGCGGAUUUCUAUCUUAAAAAGUCUACACAUUAGAAAUAAUGAAUGAUGUUUAGGUGUUAACUUGAACCUGUGAACAUUUUAUUCUUCUAAUCUGCAUGAAACAAAACUUCUAAUUUUAUCAUGACAGGUGGCACCAAAGUCCUUUUCUGGAUUGGGUCUUUAUGUCUUAAAUGAACAUGUUUGAAUUGUUUUGAUUUGACAUUGCUGUGCAUCAGUGCCUUUGCCAACAGCUUUGUUCAUAUAUAUAUAUAUAUGCUCAAUAGCAUAACUUUACUUCAAUCAGUAAUCUCAAUAUUAACUGCAUUUCUGGCCUGGCUAUUGUGAAGCUGAAGUGUUUAUGACUUCUACAUCUAAAAGUCAUAACUUUGAGGACAAGGUACAAUUUGGUAUGCGAAAGUCAUCAAACGAUGGGCACAGGAGGAGAGAUGCUACCUCCUCAUGAAAAGUCAGAAACCUUAAUUUUAUCUUUUUCCAAAGUUUAUUUUUUUUUUAUUUAAAGAAAUGUAUAAACAUUGUUACGUAGGUCAUUAAGCAAUAUUGAUUUCUUAUUGCUGGUAUAUUAUAAAAUAUUAUUAGUAUUUUUCAUACUCUUUAUUGGAUUUCCCGACAAAUGUUUUUAUAUAUUUACUUUAAAAGUACGCGAUCCAUAUCAGAUAUUGUAUACCUUUUGCCUCUGUUGUUUUCUUCUAUUGCAAAUCUGGGCCAGUUAUAUGCUACUAGUCAUUCUCAGUGCUUGGCUGCUUUUGUCUUAAUUAAAAAUAAGUUAUGGCUCAACAGUGGAAUGCAAGUGAUGUUUUGUAUUGUACAACAUUAAUAAAUGUAAUUUUAAAAA
This is a messenger RNA of Larimichthys crocea (large yellow croaker), 2325 nucleotides long. It is a transcript of the gene gatm, whose product is annotated as glycine amidinotransferase (L-arginine:glycine amidinotransferase). Gene Ontology annotation, biological process: creatine biosynthetic process. Gene Ontology annotation, cellular component: mitochondrial intermembrane space. Gene Ontology annotation, molecular function: glycine amidinotransferase activity. Bases 61 to 1332 code for a protein of 423 amino acids. The record is from RefSeq and is a predicted model, not a curated record. NCBI's taxonomy places the organism in Eukaryota, Metazoa, Chordata, Actinopteri, Sciaenidae. The transcript is spliced from 9 exons.